Molecule: messenger RNA, 3216 nt
Organism: Dreissena polymorpha
Lineage: Eukaryota; Metazoa; Mollusca; Bivalvia; Myida; Dreissenidae
Exons: 3
Coding region: 91-729 (212 amino acids)
Source: RefSeq, a predicted model, not a curated record
GCGAGUUUACACAGUGCAUUUACGCGGAGCUUAAAUUAUUUGUGAUUUACGGAGUGGUUUUUAGUGUUAUUUCUGUUCUGUUGGAUAUAAAUGGAGUUGGAGAUAGAGGAGCUCGAAAGUCUAUGUUCUGAGCAUUUUGGCAGAACACCAUUAUGUACGCCUGCACAUUCUCAAGAACUGUCAUCCGAUGACGACAAUGACAAGGUAGACGGUGCAUGUAGCGCAUUCAUGGAAAACCGCAUUGGGUCCUUCGUUUCUGGGCAGCCUGCGGAAUCAAGCAGUGACUCCACUUACGAUGAUGGAAGUGAUGCCGUUGAUGCGUUUUCACAAGAUGAUAGCAUUCGACGUUUCCACGAAUCUGGCUGUGGGUGUGCUAAGAAAUGCCACGAGAAAUUUGAUGCCUCCCAAAUCAGAACGCACAUCCUUGAUACGCGGGAAAUGACGAGAGAAGAAAAGGAAAUGCAUAUUAAAGGCUGUUUGUCCGAAGGUCCCACAAAUGACUCUACAAAGCGUGGGAAAAAGAGAAUGCGAAUUCGUGGCAAAUACACAUUCCGCGGUCAGGAAAUAUGUGCAUACACGUUCAGAUUGUUAUUUGACAUAAGACGCUGUGCAUUAAAAUCAAUAAGGCAGUCAUUGAACAAGACCGGUCCGGCCCGACGCCGACAUGCAAAUACAGGAAGGAAACCAAAACAUGCUCUGGUCUUCACAGAUGUCGAGCGUGUGGUCUAAUUCGUCUGCAACUAUGCGGAAGAAUUCGGAAUUCCGCAACCUGCAGCUCCGCGUGGGAGAGACGAUACGGCACCGAUAUACCUACACAGCGGUACAACGAAAAUGAACAUUCAUAAGUUGUACAAAGCAAGCUAUCAAGAGGCUGGCGUGCGUUUCGUCGAAAAAAAGCUCCUUUCAGUCAAUAUGGAGUGCCUGCAUCCCACAUAUAAAGGAUGCAUCCCCUAGAGACGAUGUGUGCGCGACCUGUGAGAAGCUGCGAAAAAAAUUAUGUAUUCGGUAUCGGAAGAGGACAAACUAGCUUCCACUGAAGAAAUCGUAUUGUAUUGGCACAAAAAGAAAGAGACCAUUACAACAGUCUCAUUAAAAAGGCAAAAGAAACGUCACAUCUAUGUCCAGCUGAACAAUCAAACCACUUCACAUUUGAUUUCGCUCAAAGUGUAGGCAUACCGCACCAUGCACGACAGAUGGGGCCAUUAUAUUUCGCAUCCUUAAGAAAAGUCCACAUUUUUGGAAUGAGAAUUGAUGGGCAAUCACGUCAAUUGAAUUUUCUCAUCGACGUAAAUGAGAGCAUCGGUGCAGAUGGAGCUAAUGCAUAGGGACCAAACGCUGUCAUCUCGAUGAUAGACUACGUGCUCAACACCCAUGGAUGCGAAGAUCUCUCGUGCACAAUACACGCCGAUAAUUGUCCGGGGAAGUGUGCUGGUUAGACGACGACGACAACGAUGGUGGUAAAGAAGAUGAUGAUGGUAAUAAUGGUGUUGAUGAUGCUGAUGACGAUGACCAUUAAAGUAACAAUCACGCUCAAAAAUAUCGAAUAUUUCGUUAAAUAAAGCUAACCCAUAAAAAAAUCAAUGUUCCUUUUAGCAAAAUGCAAAAUUUCAACGUUAGAUGUUGUCUGGUAGAAUUGAUUUAACGAGAUACAAAAUGCUCGUUUUUAUUUUUUGUGGCCACAAAUAAUUCCAUUUAUAUCUCCCGUGAAAUAUCCGAACAUUUACGGGCGAACACGUGAUUGGAUACGGUAAGCGUCGGAAGCAUGACGUAGCUCUCAUAAAUAAUCAUUCUGUGAAAUCAAAAUGAAUUCUGGGUAACUGGAACUUAGCGAAUGCGAAAAUGGCUUGUAUAAAUUAUGCAAAUGAACGCAACCCGAAUGAAUCCGAUCCUGACUCGAAAGCGAAAGUAGAUUACAUCGUGGAACGAUAUUUAGAUAUUUAAAUGCUUAAAACUUGCCGAAUGCUUGUCGUACAUAUCUUCGAUGUUGUUAUAUUUUCAGCCUUCAGAGGCUGGUAGCGGUAUUGUGUUUUUUAAGAAACCUUGUUUAAUUGUUUUUAAUGAAAAUUCAAUACUGCUCCAGCAGCUGGAGUUUCACUUCUUUAUAUUGCAUUGCACAACAGUUUGAUGUGUGCUGCGUGGAUGCAGUAGCGUGUAUCCCCGUACAUAUCUUCGAUGUUGUUAUAUUUUCAGCCUUCAGAGGCUGGUAGCGGUAUUGUGUUUUUAUUAUUUUUUAAGAAACCUUGUUUAAUUGUUUUUAAUGAAAAUUCAAUACUGCUCCAGCAGCUGGAGUUUCACUUCUUUAUAUUGCAUUGCACAACAGUUUGAUGUGUGCUGCGUGGAUGCAGUAGCGUGUAUCCCCGUACAUAUCUUCGAUGUUGUUAUAUUUUCAGCCUUCAGAGGCUGGUAGCGGUAUUGUGUUUUUAUUAUUUUUUAAGAAACCUUGUUUAAUUGUUUUUAAUGAAAAUUCAAUACUGCUCCAGCAGCUGGAGUUUCACUUCUUUAUAUUGCAUUGCACAACAGUUUGAUGUGUGCUGCGUGGAUGCAGUAGCGUGUAUCCCCGUACAUAUCUUCGAUGUUGUUAUAUUUUCAGCCUUCAGAGGCUGGUAGCGGUAUUGUGUUUUUAUUAUUUUUUAAGAAACCUUGUUUAAUUGUUUUUAAUGAAAAUUCAAUACUGCUCCAGCAGCUGGAGUUUCACUUCUUUAUAUUGCAUUGCACAACAGUUUGAUGUGUGCUGCGUGGAUGCAGUAGCGUGUAUCCCCGUACAUAUCUUCGAUGUUGUUAUAUUUUCAGCCUUCAGAGGCUGGUAGCGGUAUUGUGUUUUUAUUAUUUUUUAAGAAACCUUGUUUAAUUGUUUUUAAUGAAAAUUCAAUACUGCUCCAGCAGCUGGAGUUUCACUUCUUUAUAUUGCAUUGCACAACAGUUUGAUGUGUGCUGCGUGGAUGCAGUAGCGUGUAUCCCCGUACAUAUCUUCGAUGUUGUUAUAUUUUCAGCCUUCAGAGGCUGGUAGCGGUAUUGUGUUUUUAUUAUUUUUUAAGAAACCUUGUUUAAUUGUUUUUAAUGAAAAUUCAAUACUGCUCCAGCAGCUGGAGUUUCACUUCUUUAUAUUGCAUUGCACAACAGUUUGAUGUGUGCUGCGUGGAUGCAGUAGCGUGUAUCCCCGUACAUAUCUUCGAUGUUGUUAUAUUUUCAGCCUUCAGAGGCUGGUAGCGGUAUUGU